This is a messenger RNA of Strongylus vulgaris, 350 nucleotides long. The record is from the annotation of a GenBank genome assembly. NCBI's taxonomy places the organism in Eukaryota, Metazoa, Nematoda, Chromadorea, Rhabditida, Strongylidae.
AUGUCUCCUAUUUCUGAAAAAUAUAAGAUUGAUCUUUAUUAUGAUGUCAUUUCCCCUUACGCAUGGAUUGCUUUUGAGUCUCUUCUUCGUUACGAAAGUAUCUGGCCGAUAGAGGUGAAUUUAAAACCGUUUUCUCUUAAAGGAAUUAUGGAAUCUAGUGGUAACAGACCUCCUGGCCUUGUGCCAGCAAAAGGAAUGUACAUGCUAAAAGACAUCCAGAGGAACAAUGAAUAUUGGAAUUUGAAGUUGAAAGCUCCAAAGGAUUUCAUGAAAUGGAUCAAAACGAAAACCAGUGACACCGCCAUGAAGCUGUUAUUGAUAGUGCAAAGGGAUCAACCCGGUAUGUAAAU